AAAGACUAAAAUGACAGUAACAAUAUAAGUGAAAAACAUAAUUUCAUUAGCUUUAAGUCACGAGGCACGACCAUUGAACAUGCGAGAAACGCGUGUACCCAAACUCAUUGGUUAGUUUUGAGAGCAGCAGCGUAUUCUUACACAGUUCUCAUAUGUUUAACUCCAUUCACUCUCUCAAAAGGUUCCCAUCUUUAUCAAAAGACUUGCUAAAAUCUUCUCUUUCUUUCUCCUUUCAUCACACUCUUGAGUCCUUGUCUCUGUUUUUAGUCACCUGAAGAAAAAAUAUAUGGAGAACGGAGAAUCUAACCAAGAAAAUCUCAAAUCUCUCAACCACGACGAAUCGCUUAAGAAGCCAUCUGCUUCCUCCGUCGUUGUAGAUAGGUUAAAACGUGAUGAAUGGAGCGAAGGAGCUGUUUCGACUUUACUCGAAGCUUAUGAGUCAAAAUGGGUUCUCAGAAACAGAGCCAAGCUUAAGGGACAAGACUGGGAAGACGUGGCUAAACACGUGUCCUCACGCGCCACUCACACCAAGUCACCAAAGACUCAGACUCAGUGCAAGAACAAGAUCGAGUCCAUGAAGAAACGGUACCGUUCUGAGUCCGCUACUGCUGAUGGCUCCUCUUGGCCUCUUUAUCCUCGUCUUGAUCAUCUCCUACGUGGAACUCAGCCUCAGCCUCAGCCUCAAGCUGUUCUGCCUCUGAAUUGCUCUGUUCCUCUGCUCUUACUUGAGCCGCCGUUGCCUGCGGUGGCUCAUCCGCCGCAGAUUUCUUACGGAUCCAACGGCGUCGGCAAGAUUCCUAAGGAAGACGGAUUCAAGCCGGAGAACAAACCGGAAAAAGAUGCGGAGAUGGAUACAGACAGUAGUACGCCUGUGGUUAAAACGAAGGUGAGAGGGAAGAAAGUGAAGAGAAGAUAUAAAGAAGAGAAGGAAGAGAUCGCCGGAAGUAUACGGUGGUUAGCGGAGGUGGUGAUGAGAUCAGAGAGAGCAAGAAUGGAGACGAUGAAAGAGAUAGAGAGAAUGAGAGCUGAAGCUGAAGCUAAGAGAGGAGAAUUGGAUUUGAAACGGACGGAGAUAAUGGCGAAUACUCAGCUAGAGAUUGCUAGAAUCUUUGCUGCUGCAGCUUCUUCUGGACAGAACAAAGGUGUUGAUUCUUCAUUAAGGAUCGGAAGAAAUUGAGUUCUGCUUUUUAUAUUGGAGACUCAAGAUGUUGUGUGUACAUACCAAGUGUUGUUUUGUCAAAAUUUCUCAGAGAGAGACCAAUAAUUGUUUCCUGGGGUAGAUGGCGAUUUCCACAUUUCUACCAGCAAAUGUAUGCUUUUGCCAUAUGAAUAUCAUCAAUCUUUAGUCAAAGAGAUGCUAAUACUGUCUCAAAUUUGUGUGUGUUUAAGUGUUUUAACUCUUCAGGUAGAGAUUUACAGAGAAUGCUUGGUAGAUAGUUCGGUUCGAUCAGUUUGGUCGUGUUAGAGAUUGUAGUGAAAGAGAAAAUAAGUCUUAGCAAAAGAAUGCGAGAC
This is a messenger RNA of Arabidopsis thaliana (thale cress), 1512 nucleotides long. RefSeq names its product sequence-specific DNA binding transcription factor. Bases 287 to 1177 code for a protein of 296 amino acids. The record is from RefSeq and is marked reviewed. The transcript has 2 exons. Lineage: Eukaryota; Viridiplantae; Streptophyta; Magnoliopsida; Brassicales; Brassicaceae.